ACUCCCCCCACCCCACCCCCCUCUCCUCUCCUCCUCCUCUUUUUUAGAAGCAGCGAUCGGAGAUGGAUGUCUCUCUUUGCCCAGCCAAGUGUAGUUUCUGGCGGAUUUUCUUGCUGGGAAGCGUCUGGCUGGACUAUGUGGGCUCCGUGCUGGCUUGCCCUGCAAAUUGUGUCUGCAGCAAGACUGAGAUCAAUUGCCGGCGGCCGGACGAUGGGAACCUCUUCCCCCUCCUGGAAGGGCAGGAUUCAGGGAACAGCAAUGGGAACGCCAGCAUCAACAUCACGGACAUCUCAAGGAAUAUCACUUCCAUACACAUAGAGAACUGGCGCAGCCUGCACACGCUCAACGCCGUGGACAUGGAGCUCUACACCGGCCUCCAAAAGCUGACCAUCAAGAACUCAGGACUUCGGAGCAUCCAGCCCAGAGCCUUUGCCAAGAACCCCCACUUGCGCUAUAUAAACCUGUCGAGUAACCGGCUCACCACACUCUCGUGGCAGCUUUUCCAGACGCUGAGUCUUCGGGAAUUGAGACUGGAGCAGAACUUCUUCAACUGCAGCUGCGACAUCCGCUGGAUGCAGCUGUGGCAGGAGCAGGGGGAGGCCAGGCUGAACACCCAGAACCUGUACUGCAUCGGCGCCGACGGCUCGCAGCUCCCUCUCUUCCGCAUGAACAUCAGCCAGUGUGACCUUCCCGAGAUCAGCGUGAGCCACGUCAACCUGACCGUACGGGAGGGUGACAAUGCCGUCAUCACUUGCAAUGGCUCUGGAUCACCCCUGCCUGACGUGGACUGGAUAGUCACUGGGCUGCAGUCCAUUAACACCCACCAGACAAAUCUGAACUGGACCAAUGUCCACGCCAUCAACUUGACGUUGGUGAACGUGACGAGCGAGGACAACGGCUUCACCCUGACGUGCAUCGCGGAGAGCGUGGUGGGCAUGAGCAACGCCAGCGUGGCCCUCACCGUCUACUACCCCCCGCGCGUGGUGAGCCUGGAGGAGCCGGAGCUGCGCCUGGAGCACUGCAUCGAGUUCGUGGUGCGCGGCAACCCGCCGCCCACGCUGCACUGGCUGCACAACGGGCAGCCCCUGCGCGAGUCCAAGAUCAUCCACGUGGAGUACUACCAGGAGGGCGAGAUUUCCGAGGGCUGCCUGCUCUUCAACAAGCCCACGCACUACAACAACGGCAACUACACCCUCAUCGCCAAAAACCCGCUGGGCACAGCCAACCAGACCAUCAACGGCCACUUUCUCAAGGAGCCAUUUCCAGAGAGCACGGAUACCUUUAUCUUGGUCGACGAAGUGAGCCCCACACCUCCUAUCACUGUGACCCACAAGCCAGAGGAAGACACUUUCGGGGUGUCCAUCGCGGUCGGGCUCGCUGCUUUCGCCUGUGUCCUGCUAGUGGUUCUGUUCAUCAUGAUCAACAAGUAUGGUCGCCGGUCCAAAUUUGGAAUGAAGGGUCCCGUGGCCGUCAUCAGUGGCGAGGAGGACUCGGCCAGCCCACUGCACCACAUCAACCACGGCAUCACCACGCCCUCGUCGCUGGACGCCGGGCCCGACACCGUGGUCAUCGGCAUGACGCGCAUCCCGGUCAUCGAGAACCCCCAGUACUUCCGCCAGGGACACAACUGCCACAAGCCAGACACGUAUGUGCAGCACAUUAAGAGGAGAGACAUCGUGCUGAAGCGAGAACUGGGCGAGGGAGCCUUUGGAAAGGUCUUCCUGGCCGAGUGCUACAACCUCAGCCCAACCAAGGACAAGAUGCUGGUGGCUGUGAAGGCCCUGAAGGACCCCACCCUGGCUGCCCGGAAGGAUUUCCAGAGGGAGGCCGAGCUGCUCACCAACCUGCAGCACGAGCACAUCGUCAAGUUCUACGGGGUGUGCGGCGAUGGGGACCCCCUCAUCAUGGUCUUUGAGUACAUGAAGCACGGGGACCUGAACAAGUUCCUCAGGGCCCAUGGGCCAGAUGCAAUGAUCCUUGUGGAUGGGCAGCCACGCCAGGCCAAGGGCGAGCUAGGGCUCUCCCAAAUGCUCCAUAUCGCCAGUCAGAUCGCCUCGGGCAUGGUGUACCUGGCCUCCCAGCACUUUGUGCAUCGGGACCUGGCCACCAGGAACUGCCUGGUUGGAGCUAACCUGCUGGUGAAGAUUGGAGACUUCGGCAUGUCCAGAGAUGUCUACAGCACUGAUUACUACAGGCUCUUUAAUCCAUCUGGAAAUGAUUUUUGUAUAUGGUGUGAGGUGGGAGGACAUACCAUGCUCCCCAUCCGAUGGAUGCCCCCCGAAAGCAUCAUGUACCGGAAGUUCACCACAGAGAGCGACGUGUGGAGCUUCGGGGUGAUCCUCUGGGAGAUCUUCACCUAUGGGAAGCAGCCGUGGUUCCAGCUGUCAAACACAGAGGUCAUUGAGUGCAUUACCCAAGGUCGUGUUUUGGAGCGGCCCCGAGUCUGCCCCAAAGAGGUGUACGACGUCAUGCUGGGGUGCUGGCAGAGGGAACCACAGCAGCGGCUGAACAUCAAGGAGAUCUACAAAAUCCUCCAUGCACUGGGGAAGGCCACCCCCAUCUACCUGGACGUUCUCGGCUAGUGGCCGGUGGUCACAAAGUCAUACUCUGUCGCCUCCUCCCUCCCCACCUCACAUCUCUCCUAACCACCUCACCACUCCUCUCCUCCAUCCUCGACUGAAGCGAACAUCUUCAUAUAAACUCAAGUGCCUGCUACACAUACAACACUGAAAAAAGGAAAAAAAAAAAAACGAAAGAAAAAAACGCUGUAAGGCAGUUUGGCAUAUAUAUAUAUAUAUAUUUAUAUAUCUAACUAUCUAUCUAUCUAUAUCUACAGAGAGACACCUUCUCUAAUACAGAGAGAAGCUGCUGAUAUGGAAAACCACAAGACUUUAACAACUCAGAAAAAUCUUAAAUAUUAAUGCAAAUGAAAAUUCCUUUUGACUGAAGCUAUGGCCCGUGCUUCUUUAGCUCUGGCUUUUGCAAGUAGAAGACCUUGACUGUGCAGAGACAAUCUUUGGGGUGGGAGCUUUGGGAGGGAGGAGCCAGGGCCACGAGCCAUCCCUGCAGAGAGUGCUCGCGCACAGCCCGCAGGGAGAUGACGCCGGACCGGGCACUGGUGGCAGCCCUUGUCUCCUCUGAUUGCUGCCUCCACACUCUGCCCUGUCUUCUUCACUUCAGAACAGUUUUCUAAUGUGUCCAUUCUAAGAAGUCUACAUGCUUCUGGGAAUCACCUACGGGUAAACAUGGAACAAACACCACCACCACAACACAAAACCUAGAUGAGAGCAGAAAGCAUCCAGCUUGGGUGUAAACUUCUUGCUACAUAUGGAAAGGAUGUGCCAUUCUAUCCUCUGAACUUAAAGAACUGGACUUUCUGGACUAAAAGAACCACAGAAGAAAAAACAGCUGAAACCUGAACCCUGACCAGCCACUGCCACCCGUCUCUCCAUCACUGGACAGACUCCUUGCCCCUCCCCUGCCAUUUUCAGCCCUUGGGGAGUUUGGGGGAUUAGGAAAUGGCUCCCUCCUAUUGUCUGUGAAUGUAGACACAGGGCUUCGGGGCUCCAAGAGCAAGAGACUGAGUUGCGUGUGGGUCAAUAUAAGGGAUGCCCCCACCGGGUCCCUUCAUUUCCUCACCCCGCGUCCCUAUAUCCCAGCCCCACUUGCUGAGCCUCCCCAAGCCCCAGGGAAGGCAGCCAGGUCCAGUGAGCGGCAGGGGCAGCGUCUUAGGGAGCCAGGCAGUGGAGCAGGCAGGAGCCGGCAGGGGAGAACCGACUUGGCACCUGCACCGGGCACCUUGGCAUUCCCCUCACGUUUCCAGCCCCUGGGAGGAUUGAUGCAUCUGCCUUUGAGCUGCUGCGAAAAUGCAAGGGCUGAGAAAUCGCUUUUGUGGGCUGGGGUGGGGGGAGGGGCUGAGGCUUGUCUGGGAGAUGUCCGAUGAGCGGCCGGCACCACUGGCUUGGCAUCGCAAUGAGGACCGAGGCCUGACCAGGGAGAAACAGGACAUGGCUGGGCUGGGGCCAGCUCCCUCUGCCUCGGCACCAGGGGGUCACCCCCUUCCCUGCGGCUGCCGAGGACCACAGCAGGGCAGAUCUCUGGGCCUCCCUGACACAUGACAACGAAAUGCCGUGGAGACCAACAGCCGGGCCCCACAGGGCCCUCCUGCUGGGGAGGAGAGGACGUGCUCCUCCCAGGCCACCCGGCCCGGCCGCCUCACCCCGAGCACAGAGCUACCGAGCGGACUGACCUUUGCCUAACUGUAGCCUCGGUGGUCUCUGGCUGCUGCUUCCUCCUCAGCCACGGCAGGGCAGGGCCUGCGGCAGCCCGGGCGCCCCGGCCAUCGCCAGAGGCAGCUGAAGUGUGGGCAUCCCUGUGCGGGGUUCAGAACUGAAUUAUGUGUGUGUGGUUUUGCUUCUUUUUUUUAGACCCACCAAUGUUUUUAUUCAAAUAGAAAAGAGCUGUGCUCAGAUUGUAGCCGUGGUUGGGAUCGGUCAGCGAGGCUGCCCAGCUGGGCGGGGAGGGGACAGGGGCAGCGGGGUGCGGGUGGGUCUCACACGGUGCUUCGCGCCCGGCCCUGGGGGCUUUUGGGACAGGCUCUUUGGACUGAUCACCUCAAGAGGACCCUUUGCCAUCCCACGCAAUUACCCCUCUGUUCUUUCCCCGGGGGUCCUUGGUCUGCGCCGGGGCAGUGAGCGCUGGAUGAUGCUACUACGUAGCCUGGCUUUGAUCCAGGUAACUGGGGAAAAGGUGUUGGGGGCAGGAGCGAUCUGGAGGGGCCGGAGGGGCAGGUGUCUUCUGGUUAGGAGUGAGGUCCCAAGGCUCCUGGUGCUUCCCUUCUCCCUCAUCCUCCCCCAAGCAGACGCAGUGUGGCUUCUUCUAGACAGUAUGUUUCUGGAACCUCAUAGUCACCGACGGGCUGGGAAGAAGGAAAAGGAAACGGGUUGGAGGUUGCUGGGCGACUGGGAAUGCGGCCUGGGCUGGGGUUUCAGCUCAGAGCUCGGAGUCGUCCUGGCCUAGUGAGAAAAGGCAUUUCCCCUGGGGAUGAGGAGCCCUGCAGGGGACGGCAGUUGUCACCUUGCUGGCGCCUUAGUCCCACGGGCCUUCGUGCUGGCUCCGGGGUCAUGUCUGCGCCAUGUCCCUCGUAAGCAGCUGCCUGGGGAAGAGUCCAAGAGACGGGGUGGCGGGGCAGGGAGCAGCAGCAGAGAGGUAGGCCCUGCCCUUGCUGUCCUCUUCGUGCAGAGUCUGUUUCAUGCCUUGAGUUUUCAACCUCAGCAGGUAGAAAAAAACAAAAUUUCAGAGAGUAGAGGAGGCAGAGAGGAGGGCUAUGGCAAUGCAGGGGUACGCUACAGCUCUGGGGGGCUGUGCAGUGUAUUAUUUCUCCUGUACUGGGACAGGACUGAUAAGACUCACCCCACUGUGUCUUGGUUUCCCCAUCUGCAAAACGAGGGGUGCACCUGCUGAUCCCUGACUCCUUCUAGCUCUGAAUUCUUAGACUCUGGCUAUGUUGAGUCGCUGUGUCAUGUUUCUCGGUGCCACUCUGGGAUGCCAGGACAGCCCUCCCCAGGCCCCGCAUGGACGGAGGGCAGUUGCCUCUGAGGGCUCCCUGGGCGUGGGCAGGGAUGAGUGCCAACAGCACACUCCUCCUUUGUCCCCACGUCACAACAAUUCAGAGUCCGAAGUUUCUGAGACGACUAGGAGGGGGCGUUUGGUCUUGUUCCCCUCGCCGGCGUUGCUACAUACCAGAAAAGCAUCGUCAGCGGUCGUUCUAUUUAUUUAUUUAUUUAUUAAGAGCCUAAUGUGGUUAAAUGAGUCUUGAAAUGGCAUCCCAUUAGCCAAUUUGGCCACCCCAGUCCACCCUACCUUCAUCCCCUCCCCCCCAUACCAAAAUCUACAUUCUAGAAAAUGGUGCCAGAUUGGACUCCGAGAGCUUAGCUUAAAGCAAGCUCCACUGUGACUGUUGGUUCCAGGGCACCCAGGCUGAUGUCCCUGCCAUGCCAUCCUCACCUGGACCUCUCCUGGACCGAGCAAGAGUGACUUUUCUGUUGGAUGUCCACCUUGUAGUAGGGUGUCAUGGCCAAGGGCCCUCCUAGUUCUUCUUUGCUUUGGAUAUAAACCUUAUCCUGCCCUCUCAUGAUACUCCUGAACGCUGAGUGGACCUCGGGGGUCACUAAGCCUCCUCUAGUCAACACACAAGACGAAGGACUUGCUUCUUCCACUCAGCAGAUCAUGCACAAAUUACCCCUGGAGAGAGGCUUCCCACCGGGAGCAAAGGAUCCUUGGUCCUUCUGGGUUCAGGUUGAACGUUAAUGUUCUUCUCUGGUGAUGCUUACUUUGCAGAAUACCCUAGUGCAAGUAUUUUUUUGGUGCUAAACACUAUGGAAACCAACGCCAACAGGAGAGCUGCCGGCCAGCUUCUGGGCUGCAUGGUAACGAAAAGCCGGUCAGCCGUGCCAGGAGACCAGAGGGGACAUCAGACGUUAGUUAGCAAUGUGGAAAGACCGUCAGCAUUUCUAGUUUUGCUCUGAGUUACCUACAUGAUCUUGUCUAAAUCAGCUAAUCUCUCAGAUGAUCAGAUUUCUCAUUUGAGACAAGAGGUCGGAAUAGAUAUUUUUAGAGUUCCUUUCAGUUAAAAAAAAAAAUAAAGCCGUGCUCUGCUUCUACCUGCUUUGUUUAAAGCUUGCUUGUUACAAAUAAGA
Molecule: messenger RNA, 6698 nt
Organism: Microcebus murinus (gray mouse lemur)
Lineage: Eukaryota; Metazoa; Chordata; Mammalia; Primates; Cheirogaleidae
Gene: NTRK3
Product: neurotrophic receptor tyrosine kinase 3
Biological process (GO): positive regulation of neuron projection development; positive regulation of kinase activity; positive regulation of phosphatidylinositol 3-kinase/protein kinase B signal transduction
Cellular component (GO): axon; plasma membrane; signaling receptor complex
Molecular function (GO): neurotrophin receptor activity; transmembrane receptor protein tyrosine kinase activity; ATP binding
Source: RefSeq, a predicted model, not a curated record